Molecule: messenger RNA, 4065 nt
Organism: Chelonia mydas (Green sea turtle)
Lineage: Eukaryota; Metazoa; Chordata; Testudines; Cheloniidae
Gene: PHYHIP
Product: phytanoyl-CoA 2-hydroxylase interacting protein
Exons: 5
Coding region: 516-1508 (330 amino acids)
Cellular component (GO): cytoplasm
Molecular function (GO): protein binding
Source: RefSeq, a predicted model, not a curated record
UCCUGAGGCCGAAUUCCCCUCUCUGCCCCAGAUCCUGCGACUCCCCACCCUCCACCACAGGAAAAGCCUCUAUAAUUUCACAUUGCUAUCCCUGCACAGCGGAGGAUGCAGCUUGGGGAAGCUAGGCAGGGAACGUGGCUGCUCAUCACCUGAUGCUUUGCAGCCUGAGACCUGAUUGGUGGAGAAGGGCUGUAUUUUUUUUCUCCUCCAUGCUGCUUUGAUUUUUUUUUCCUCCUCUUCUUUAGGGUGUCUGCUGUUUCCUAGCGCUUGCAAGAAUCUGAGUAGCAGCGAUAGCAGCCGGAGGCAGAGGAGGAGCAUUAGCCCAGAAGGAGGCAGGGGACUGCAUGGGAAGCAGCAGCACCUAGCUGGAGAGACUGCUUUUGCAGCCAAGUUUUUGUGAACCAGAAACCUCACCCCAGCUGUGUGUCUGACACACAUUUAAUACACAAGGCAGCCACACUAACUUCUUCGCGUCAGAGGUUCCCUGUGGAGAGAGGAGCCAGGCGGGUUGGACCAUGGAGCUGCUCUCCACCCCCCGCAGCAUCGAGAUCAACAACAUCACAUGUGACUCGUUCCGGAUCUCCUGGGCCAUGGACGGGGGAGACCUGGAGCGAGUCACCCACUACUUCAUCGACCUCAACAAGAAGGAGAACAAGAACUCCAACAAAUUCAAACACAGGGAUGUGCCCACCAAGCUGGUCGCCAAGGCAGUCCCACUGCCCAUGACUGUGAGGGGCCACUGGUUCCUGAGCCCCAGGACAGAGUACAGCGUGGCAGUGCAGACAGCGGUGAAGCAGAGUGAUGGGGAGUACCUGGUGUCCGGCUGGAGCGAGACCGUGGAGUUCUGCACAGGGGACUAUGCCAAGGAGCACCUGGCCCAGCUGCAGGAGAAGGCUGAGCUCAUUGCAGGCAGGAUGCUCAGAUUCUCUGUCUUCUAUAGGAACCAGCACAAGGAAUAUUUCCAGCAUGUCAGGAUGCAUUGUGGGAACAUGAUGAAGCCCUCCCUGAAGGACAACAGCGGGAGCCAUGGCUCACCCACCAGCGGCAUGCUGCACGGGAUCUUCUUCAGCUGCAACACCGAGUUCAACACAGGCCAGCCCCCCCAGGACUCACCCUACGGCCGCUACCGCUUCCAGAUCCCCGCCCAGCGCCUCUUCAGCCCCAACACCAACCUCUACUUUGCGGACUUCUACUGCAUGUACACCGCCUACCACUACGUCGUCCUGGUGCUGGCCCCCAAGGGCUCCCCGGGAGACCACUUCUGCCGGGAGCGCCUGCCCCAGCUGGACAUUUCCUGCAACAAGUUCCUGACCUGCUGCACAGAAGACGGCGAGCUGGUCUAUCACCAUGCCCAGGACAUCAUCCUGGAGGUCAUAUACACUGAGCCCGUCGACCUCAGCGUGGGUGUACUGGGAGAGAUCAGUGGCCACCAACUCAUGAGCCUCUCCACUGCUGAUGCCAAAAAGGACCCCAGCUGCAAGACGUGCAAUAUCAGCGUGGGGCGCUAGUGACUUGAGGGGGGAGCUGGAGGGGAUGCGUGUGUGGGGAGGCAUGCAUGAGGCAGGACUGGACUAACCUGAGGCUCUCUGCAAUGGACGUGGUCUGGGAUGGGGCCAGGGGUGGAAACCGGGAUGGGAGUUGUGGCUGGAGAGAGCGUGGACUGUGGAUUUCCAAUCUCGCUGUCCAAUGUAAAUAUGGACUUGACAGGAUCCCGGCCCUAGUGGGAGAGGACCUCCGAUACCACUCAGAUGGGAUCUUGGCCUCCGUUGACUCCUGCAGACAAACCUCUGUCAGUUUGGGAAGGGAAACACCUGAGCUGGCUGCUAAUCUGAUUCACGCCAAGGUGGAAAGACCCGCCCCCUUCCGCACUUGCCCCACUGGGGAGUGUGAGCGCCAUCCCCCUCGGAACCAAGCUGCCCAUUCAUUGCCAUUUUCAAGUUGGAAAGAACAGGAGCUUUGGGUUAAUUUGGAAAGAUUGUCACCAGGGGAACCCGGAGCUCUUCCAUCUCUGAUAUGAGCUCCCCUUCUCCUAGGUCUGCCCCUUCAGCCCUCCCUCACCCUGUCAAUUCACUGAGCCCCUCCCUUUCCGCUACUCCCCCGAACCCUGCCCUUUGCUCAGUGCUCAGUCAACUCCUACCUUGCCCAGGUGGGCUAGAUCUUCACCUACCACCUGGUUCCCACCUGGGGCGCCCUGAAGGGUCUGUCACACUGCAGCUGGGAGCCAGCCUCCUAACCCAGGAGAUAGAUUUGCACGGGGGGGGGGCUUGUGAGCCCAGCAUGCACUUAGCCACCUAGCCCAGGUGUGGGUCCUAGCCGAGAUGGCCAGCUGCGAAACUAGAGCCUGCUGUUUCCUCCUGGUUGGGAGACUCAGUUACGGGGGGCUUGGCAGGCUCAGGAAAGUGCAUACAGCUACCCCACCCUCAGCUCCCUCCAUCUCGGCUGUCUCAGCCCCAGGUUGUCAUGGAGCUUCUUGCUUCACAGCUUUUAUUUACCUGGUUAAGCGCCCUGUGGGAUGGGCGAGCGGCCCCAUUGCAGGUCCUGACAGGCCCCGUGGCACUCCUGGGGUGUGUUGGAAUUCCUGGGGGUGGCUGCAGCGUGAAUGUACCUGCUCCCCUGUCUCAGCUGGAGCCUAGCCCUGCCCAUGAGCCCCCACCCCGGCUUGGUGGGGAGAGGAAUGCAGUCUUCCUGCUUGCAACUUGAGUCAGGUCCUGGAGUGACCUGCCAGCUUCUGGGGUGAGGAGCAAUUUCUGCCUUUCUUCCUUUUGUCCCCCUUGCCCACUCCCACCUCCAAGCAUGGCUCUCCCCUGGCCUCCCGCCACUGGGCACCAUGGAACCAGGCUGAUCAGAGUGCUGGGUCUCCUUGUUGCUACCAUGUCCCUCGGGCAUGAUCUGCCUGCCAUGCUACGGCUGCUGAUGUGUUGCCCCAAGAGGGGUCUUGAGGGCUGAGUUUUUCUCCAGGUGAUGGGAGAAAAGAGGCUUGGCUAGAUCCCAAGGCAUUCACAGCAGAGCCCCAUCCUUGCUUCAACCUAACUUGCCCAUCACUUGAGGCAGCCUGAGCCUAGCAGAACUUCCUUAAGCUCCUGCCCCAGGCCCACCCUGCUCUCCACACCAGCCACCUCCUCCCAAGGCUGGGCCUCUCUCCCUCCUCUUUAUAAUAGUGCUGGGCUUUCUGUGCUGUGUGAAAACUUUAGCUUUCCAGGGGAGUCUGCUGGCAUCCAGUCCGCCCGAACGUGUGGCGUGAGGCGCCCGUCAGCCUUCUAGCCGUGCCUGCGAGCUGCCCUUGGCCCCGAGACAGGACAGGAUGUGGGGGCAUCUCCUAAGUUGGAAGAGAGAUGCAGAGUCUACCCUUUCACCACAGCCCGCUGCAGUUUGGGGCCAGGGCCUGAAGGACAGAGGCAACAGGGAUGUUCUGUGUGGAGAGGUUUUUCGGCAUCUGGAAAUCAGAUAAGACCCACGGAGGAGCUUGUGGGCAUCCAAAGCAGCAGGUCCAAACAAAUGAACUGAGGACUCUGGUACCAACAGCUGGAAGAUGUUCAGCGUCCCCGAGCUCUGAUUGCCAUCCCCUUCACCAGCAGGGGGUUUGAACCCUGGAACCGUCAGCUUUCAAAGCCUGAGCUGCUACUGUGUGAGUUAAAGGAGCACGUCCCCCUGCGAGCAGCAGAAGUAGUAGAUUCACAAACAGAUUUCAUGUAGACCAGCCACUAGCAGCAGAUAAAGAUCCUAUAGGCGCCUGGUGAGCAGUCAUAUUCUAUACCCGGCAUGUCCCCGGCUGCCCAGAGAAACAGAGCAGGGCGUUUAUUAUCAAGCAGUCCCCCUUAAAGGGAGAGGGAAAUUUCCAGCCCUGGCCAUUGCUCCGGGAAGGGAGGCCCGGCUCUGGUGAGCACAGUAGUGUUUUCAUUCUUAGUGGCGUUUGGGGUGCUUGAGCAUCCAGCUGUGCAGUGUUUGCUGUGUGCCCUCGCUGUGUUGGGCUGUUAGUGCUGCAGCCGGGAAGCGAUAAGGACCUUGGCUUUUUUUACACUAGCUUUUGAUUGCCCCUCGUACCGCAAAAUCCAGCCAUGCCAACUG